CUCAAGUAGAAGCCUAGCCCAGCUAGUUUGUCUUCUUCAUGCUUCUGCUUUUCAAACAGUCUUUGUAUGUGUGACGGUGUUAGCCAUGGGAAGAGCUCCAUGCUGUGACAAAUCUAAAGUGAAAAGAGGACCAUGGUCUCCCGAAGAAGACGCCACCCUCAAGAACUACCUCCACGAACAUGGCACCACUGGCAAUUGGAUUACUCUACCAACCAAAGCAGGCCUGAAUCGUUGCGGUAAGAGUUGUCGUUUGAGAUGGCUGAACUAUCUUAGGCCAGACAUCAAGCGUGGUACUUUCACGGAGGAAGAAGACAAUGUUAUCUGCACUCUCUUUAGAAGCAUUGGAAGCAGGUGGUCUGUCAUAGCUUCUCAACUGCCAGGACGAACAGAUAAUGAUGUGAAAAACUAUUGGAACACAAAGUUGAAGAAAAAGCUGCUGGCGGUUGCUGCAAGAAAUAACAUUGUGGCUACUAGACAGACAUGUGAUCACAACAUUGCUGAUCAGUUUUCAGCUCCAGUUCCUCCCAAAAUCGAAACCCCUCAUGGCCCCGAGACUUCAUCUUGUUUAGGUGGCACAUUACCAUAUGCAGCGAACAUAAGUUUGGUGCAUAGUUUUGAUCAACCAAAGGAAACUUUUGAACCCUGGUGCAAUCAUUCUGAUUCAAAGCCUAUGGAAGUUUCUGAUUUUGGCAGCACUAGUGAAAGUAACAGUUUCAGUAUUCCACUAUCUCAUCAGGAAGUUUCAAGUCUUCCCAGUUCUUCCAGUUUGGCUCAGCUGGAUCAGUACCAUUGCUCCUUGUGGUCUGGACAUGAAGGUAUCAAUUACGUUAACAGCGAGUUCCUUAUGGACUUCGGAUUCGAAACUCCUCCUGCUGAUCAGUUUCUUCUGGGUGGCUAUGGUCAUUAGGCACAUUCUAUCUAUCAAACUGCCACAAACUAUCUUGUAAUAAAAUGCAAAUAAGAUCAGAGGAGAAAGAAGACCCAGAUAAUGUUGCUAUUAACGGUAAUGUAUGCACCAAUCAUGGAUUUAGGUAGUGUUCUGAAAUGUUGAAUUAGUCUACAUAUUUUUUUUCUGCACGUAAAAUGUUUCGGUUGUGCAAGUGAAAUAUUCAUAAUAAGAAUCAAUACUCUUUAACUGUUUGCUUAUGACUGGUCAGUGGUUCACGAUAGUUGCAUUGGCAGCCAAUUCAUAGUGAAGAAAACGUCUCCAUCUGAUAAAGACCCUAUGCGUGUUUGUGUCCUUGUGCAUUAAUGUAAUGGAGUUCAAUUCAUACCCUUUGAAUGAUCA
Molecule: messenger RNA, 1288 nt
Organism: Rosa chinensis
Lineage: Eukaryota; Viridiplantae; Streptophyta; Magnoliopsida; Rosales; Rosaceae
Product: transcription factor RAX1
Exons: 3
Coding region: 86-907 (273 amino acids)
Source: RefSeq, a predicted model, not a curated record